This is a messenger RNA of Hyla sarda, 3254 nucleotides long. It is a transcript of the gene IGLON5, whose product is annotated as IgLON family member 5. The transcript has 8 exons. NCBI's taxonomy places the organism in Eukaryota, Metazoa, Chordata, Amphibia, Anura, Hylidae. The record is from RefSeq and is a predicted model, not a curated record. Gene Ontology annotation, cellular component: neuron projection. The coding region runs from base 294 to 1295 and encodes 333 amino acids.
AGAAGAAGAGGAGGAGGAGGGGGGGGCUUGAUAGAGAUUCCCAAUCCAGAAUUCCUUCUGUCCUCCAUCCAUCCCCUGCAUCACCGCUCUCUCUCCGCUCCACCAUCCUCCACUUGCCAUCGAGCGACUCUACUGGAAAACACAGAACGCCGCCUGGAGGGAGGGGGGGAAAAAAAAGGGUUAAACAGGAGGAAGAAAUAAGAAGAGAAAAAAAAAAAAAAGGAGAAGAAGAAAAAAGGCGAAAAGCGUCGGAGAAAGGAACGGGGCACGGAGAGCGAAGAAGGACUAAAAGAAUGAAGACGCCACUUCAGAGGGUGAACCUGGCCGGCGUGGUCCUCGCCGCGAUGCUGACACAAGUUCUCCUGGUUGAAUGCUCGGAGUUUGUCCCUCCCGAUGGUAAUUACACCGCCUGUCAAGGGGAUAACGUCACUCUCAGCUGUUCCAUCGAUGACCAAGUGACUCGAGUGGCCUGGCUCAACCGCUCCAACAUCCUGUACGCAGGCAAUGACAAAUGGUCCAUAGACUCCCGUGUCCGACUACUAAACUACAACAAGACCGAAUUCAGCAUCAUGAUCACUCAACUGGAUGUGGCGGAUGAAGGUCUUUAUACCUGCUCCUACCAGACCCAGGACAAGCCCCAUACCACACAGGCCUAUCUCAUAGUACAAGUUCCGGCCAGAAUCGUGAACAUCUCGUCCAGCAUCACCGUGAACGAGGGAAGUAACGUCAACCUCAUGUGUCUCGCUGUGGGCAAACCGGAACCGACCGUGACCUGGAAGCAGCUGAGAGAAGGGUUUUCCAGCGAAGGCGAACUCCUGGAGAUCACCGAAAUCAACCGGCAGCAAGCGGGAGAGUACGAGUGCAUCACGUCCAAUGGAGUGUCCAUGCCCGACAGCAAGAAAGUCAUUAUCACAGUCAACUACCCUCCAUUCAUCACUGAUGUGAAGAACGCUCAGUCGGCCACCGGGAAGCCGGCCGUGCUUCGCUGUCAAGCCUUAGCCGAGCCCCCAGCAGAGUUUGAAUGGUAUAAGGAUGACAAACGACUGGCUGCAGAAAUAGAAGGUGUGAAGAUCCAGAACGAGAGGACUUGGUCCGUGCUUCUGUUUUCAAAUGUCACCUCAAGGCAUUAUGGGAAUUACACAUGCCUGGCAUCCAAUAAACUCGGCUCAUAUAAUUCCAGCGUGCGACUACUCAAACCCGGCUCUGCCCCCAACCACAGCGUGACGUACACCGUAUCGCCUCUUCUCCUCGCCAUCGUGUCUUUCACGUUAGUCUCCCUGUUACGUACAAUCUAAAAGUUUUAAAAAAAAAAUACAGAAAAAAAAAAGAAUAAAGAAAAAAAAAUUAUUUCUGGAAAUAAAUAUCAAGACGGGCAGUGAAAAAACAACAACAAAAUUUACAUUACAGCGAAAACAUAAAGAAAAAAAACACAAAAGAUUACUAUUAUUAUUAUUAUUUUUUUUAGAUGGAAUCCAACACUGUGAGGGAACAAAAUUAUGCAUUUUUGAAAAACAACGCAUCAUUGACUUUCUGCGCCUUUACACAGGGGAGGAGAGAGAGGUGGAUUUUAUCAGUGUCGAAAAAAAAAAAAAGACUUUCGAGAGGCCCGAUGUAGGAAACGGCGAGACGCCUAGAGAGACAGUCGGAAAGGAUUCUUCUUCUUCUUUUUUAUUUUCGGGAGUUGGAGCGAGAAGACAGUGAUUGCCGAUCGAGAUGAACCUCAUUAGUGUUUUAGAAGACUUUAAAUUUGCAAUUUUGUCCCUCGCGGUGCUGAAGAGACUGCGACCAUCUUCAGCUCUGGGAGGGCAGAAGUCUUAAGUGUAGUUGCCCAAUGUACCUCAUUUCCUCAUCAUGGAUGGAUCUUCUCCAGCCACCCUAAAUGUUACAAGUCAACUCCCCUGCCUGACCCUGUGUCUCCAUCACCGUUACUGUGCCCAUGACCGUCCCCAAAAACCUUCACCAAAACCAACGCCGAUACUUCGAGUGAAGUACGUGUGGAAUUUAUACCCUACUUUAGACAUCUUAUACCUGGUUUGGACCUAGGACAUGAAGCGAGUGUGACAUAAGUACAGUAGAUGUCCUACUGGAUAAGGUCUUCUCCACGAUUUCUUAGAAGACCUUCCGGGCCUUCAUACUACAACAAGUUGGAUACAAUUAAGACUUAGUGGAUCGUCUGUGUUUUGUAACUGCAUCUCCCGUCCUCCGAACACGUGGACAUUGCAAGAGCGAGUUGGGUUUGGUUAGAGAACCUCAACCAUUGGUUGGGAGGAUUGGGUGAUGGGUGUUUUAUGGAUGUUGUACCCACCAUAUCAGGGACAGCAGGGAGAGUAUGCAACUAGAACCUAAAAUAUGAAAAUCUUGAGAUACGUAAGGGAUAAUGCACAGUCCCUUCUAGUUUCAUAUGCCUGUCAUUCAUCACCAGUGUCUGUGACAUUCUUUGUGGGUAUUAUACAGACCCUACGCCCCUUUUGUAGAUGAAAAAGAAGGGGAUCACAGGGCCUUGAGUAUUGUCUGACUGUUAGCUGUCUGUCUGCAUGGUCCUAUCACUGAUUGCAAGUCCCCAGGCCCGCCCUUACUCCCCAUUGCGUUAUGCUGACAUUGGAAUGGACUCAAUCCUUACGGCCUGUUAAUGUUUGUAAUUUGCACUGUGUGGAGAUCGAAGGGGCUUAGGUUAGCGAAAUUGUUGAGCUUCAGUUGUCCAUUAUAAUUUCUGGUUUCUGUAAUUCCUAUGAUCCCCUUCAAAAAAUGUCGUCUAUAAACCGCAAAAAAAAAAAAUUAUUAAAAAAAAUGCAGCCAAUAGGGGAUAUUCCCCUUUGCCCCGCCCCCUCAUCCUCCAUUAACUACUUAAAAAAAAAAAAAAACUUGGGCCCAGCCCCGAGCGUGUCUUUGUCCAGGCGUCUCUUCGUCCCAUUCACCUACCAUAACAGAUACACAGGAGGCCGAUGAGCAAAAAUAAAAAAAAACGGCCCCAACAAGAGCUUCCAAGAUGUGCGUCAAAGCAAUGCAUUCUGGGAUUUCACAUUCUUUGUACGUAAGUGCGUGCGGGGGAAGGGGUGUUUCGCAUUUCUGUUGGGGCAAACUUAUGGCUCAUCAUUGGAAAUUGUAGGCAGAUUAAUUUUUUUUUCUUUCAUUUAUCCGGGAUGUUUUUUGUUUUGUUUUUCUUUUUCUUUUUUGCAAAAAUGAUAAAAAAAAUACUUGUGAAUAUUGGCAACAAAUGUAUAAAGUGUUAUAAUAUAACAGAGAGAAAAACUCUA